CUGAUGAAAUCCGGCUCAGUCUUACAGAAGAAUUAGCCCGGCGGGUUGUGAUUGGUUUCUGUGUUGUGCUUUCCUUUUUGUAGAGCUCGGCUGCCGAGCCUGCUAGUGAUUGAUCUCUUCUCGCUUGUGAAAGCAGCUUUUCCCGGUGCAAAUUCCGAGCUGAAGUUGAAAGGUAGCCUUUAUUCAUCAACACCAUGUGUGGCAUAUGGGCCCUUUUCGGAAGUGAUGGAUGCCUCUCUGCACAGUGUCUCUCUGCUAUGAAAAUAGCCCAUCGAGGACCAGAUGCUUUCCGGUUUGAAAAUGUCAAUGGCUUUACCAACUGUUGCUUUGGCUUCCAUCGUCUAGCAAUUGUUGAUCAGCUAUAUGGAAUGCAGCCUUUAAGGGUGAAAAAAUUUCCCUACUUGUGGCUGUGUUACAAUGGAGAGAUCUACAACUUCAGACGGCUACAGAAACAAUUUGGAUUUGAGUACCAGACCUUAGUAGAUGGAGAGGUAAUCCUUCAUCUUUAUGACAAAGGAGGAAUAGAGGAAACUGCCUCCAUGCUUGAUGGUGUAUUUGCAUUCAUUUUGCUUGACAGCGCAAAUAGAAAGGUGUUUCUGGGAAGAGAUACAUAUGGAGUUAGACCAUUGUUUAGGGUCCUAACUGACGAUGGCUUCCUGGGUGUUUGCUCUGAAGCAAAAGGUCUGAUUAACUUGAAACACAAUAUGUCCAGUGCUCUCAAAGUGGAGCCUUUUCUUCCUGGACAUUAUGAAGUCUUGGAUUUAAAACUAAGUGGUAAAGUUGCAUCAGUGGAAGUGGUCAAAUUUCACAGCCCUAGAGAGGAACCUUUGCAUGCUGCCUACAGUACAAUACAAAAUUUGCCUUCAGGUGUUGAUGUUGAAACUGUGAAAAGCAACAUUCGACUUUUGUUUGAAAAUGCUGUUAGAAAACGUUUGAUGUCUCAUAGAAGAAUUGGUUGUCUCUUAUCAGGUGGCUUGGAUUCUAGCUUGGUGGCUGCCAUACUUAUCAAGCUUAUUAAAGAGCAAAACCUUUCCUAUCCCUUGCAAACAUUUUCUAUUGGGAUGGAAGAUAGUCCUGACCUACUGGCUGCAAGAAAGGUAGCAGCGCACAUUGGAAGUGAACAUCAUGAGGUUAUGUUUACUUCUCAAGAAGGGAUUCAGUCACUGGAAGAAGUAAUAUUUUCCUUGGAAACAUAUGACAUCACAACAAUACGAGCAUCAGUGGGCAUGUAUCUGGUCUCCAAAUACAUCCGAAAGAAUACAGACAGUGUAGUUAUUUUCUCAGGAGAAGGAUCAGAUGAGUUGACCCAAGGAUAUAUCUAUUUUCAUAAGGCACCAACAGCUGAAGAAGCUGCUGAAGAAAGUGAGAGACUUCUCAGAGAGCUCUAUCUGUUUGAUGUUCUCCGUGCUGAUAGGACAACUGCUGCCCAUGGUCUUGAACUAAGAGUUCCAUUUUUGGAUCACCAGUUUACUGCUUACUACCUUUCUUUGCCAGUAGAACUCAGAAUCCCAAAGAAUGGGAUUGAAAAGCACCUCUUAAGGGAAGCCUUUGAAGAUUCUAACUUAUUGCCUAAAGAAAUACUUUGGAGACCAAAGGAAGCUUUCAGUGAUGGCUUAACUUCUAUCAAAAAAUCUUGGUUCUCUAUGCUACAAGAUUAUAUUGAUCUUCAGGUUGAUGAUCUUUUGUUGGAGAAAGCUGAAGAAAAAUUUCCAUUCAAUCCUCCUAAAACAAAAGAAGGAUAUUUUUACCGUCAGAUCUUUGAGAAGCACUUCCCAGGGCAUUCCAUUUGGCUCCCCCACUAUUGGAUGCCAAGGUGGAUCAAGGCCACUGAUCCAUCUGCUCGCACCCUGAAGCAUUACAAAUCAGCUACAAAAUAAUAGCUUUAAUAUGUAUUGGAGAAAUAAUUUCUGAAAAGAGCUUAUUAAACAAGAUGAAUCUUGUUGGCCUAAGGGAACUUAAAAAACAAUGUUUUUUUAUUAAACGAAUGCCAUAGUUUAUUUAGAUAAAUUGAUGAUUCCAACCAAGCCAGUAACAAGAAUUUUUCUUAGCCUUAAACUACACUAUGCAACAACUGAUAUACUCCAAAAUCAAGCUUGGUAAAAUGAAAGCUAGGAUUGUAAGUCUUUAUUUAGAAAGUUUAAUUCACACUGAAGUCAAAUGACACUUAACCAGCCUAAGUAUACAGAAAAAUAAUGGUAGUUUAAGUGCACUUUUUCUGCAAUUAAUGAGCUGGAGUUUUUUUUUAAUAGUAUGUUUAUAGUCUUAUAAAUAAAAUAAAAGCUUGUCUGAGUUCAAAUGGUAAA
Messenger RNA from Protobothrops mucrosquamatus (brown spotted pit viper), 2303 nucleotides. It is a transcript of the gene ASNS, whose product is annotated as asparagine synthetase (glutamine-hydrolyzing). Gene Ontology annotation, cellular component: cytosol. Gene Ontology annotation, molecular function: asparagine synthase (glutamine-hydrolyzing) activity. NCBI's taxonomy places the organism in Eukaryota, Metazoa, Chordata, Lepidosauria, Squamata, Viperidae. Bases 195 to 1877 code for a protein of 560 amino acids. The record is from RefSeq and is a predicted model, not a curated record. The transcript is spliced from 12 exons.